Sipha flava (yellow sugarcane aphid) is the source of this 1080-nucleotide messenger RNA. RefSeq names its product vigilin-like. Lineage: Eukaryota; Metazoa; Arthropoda; Insecta; Hemiptera; Aphididae. Bases 1 to 1080 code for a protein of 359 amino acids. Gene Ontology annotation, molecular function: RNA binding. The transcript is spliced from 6 exons. The record is from RefSeq and is a predicted model, not a curated record.
AUGGAGAUUUGUACUUCAAAAACCAUUGACCUGAUUUUACUAAUCAGCGGCAAUAGAGUUAAUGUUGAACGAGCAAAACAAAAGAUUAUUGCAAGCGACCAAACUCAAAUUAAAACUACUACUACACAGUUUCCAAAAGAACAUCGAAGUAAGUUAUUGGGCAAACAAGGAUUUAAUUUUAGAACUAUUGAAAAACGUACAGAAGCACGUGUUCAAAUACCGUGUUUGAAAAAUUUGUCUGACAUAAUUUAUAUUACUGGAAAAAAGGAUUUCACGAAAAAAGUAGUUCAAACAAUGGUUGAUGAAAUUCAUAAAUAUGUAUCUGAAUUGAAAGUAAAUCCGAAGUUUCACAAAUAUUUAAUUGGAAAAAUUGGAAUUAAUGUUGAAAAGAAUGUUAAAAAAGCAGAAACAAAAUUUGAAGUUAUGAUAACCGAUAUUGGUAAUGUAAUCGAAGAACAUGUAGAAAUCAAUGAAAAAUAUAAUUGCACUUUAGUGGUCAAUCAAAAAGAAUGUUUAUACAAAUUGGAAAAAGAAUGUGGCAACGUUAAAAUUGAAUUUCCUAAACUUGGUGCUGCAGAUAGAGUUGUAAUCAGUGAUAGCAAAACCGAUGUUGCUCUUGCUAAUCAAAGACUUUUAGACCAUGCUAAAAUUUUAGUAUCUGUAGUAAAUAUUGAUCCGAAGUAUCAUAAUUACUUUGUUGCUAGACGUUGUGAAAUUAUCAAUCGAAUUAUUAAUGAUUGCAAUGAAGUGUCUAUACAAUUUCCGAAAAUAGCUUCUAGUAAUAAUACUGUCAUCAUAAAAGGAGAUAAAAUAAAUGUUGAAGAGGUGAAACGUAAGAUCGAAGAAAUUGUUAAAGACUUGAAAAACAUAAUUGAAGGCACUAUGAAUGUUACUCCAAAAUAUCAUCAUCAUUCUGUUGCCCACCACGCUGAAGUAAUAAACCAGAUAAAUGGAAAACACAAUGGAGUUACUGUUACAUUUCCACGAGUUAAUUCCAAUUCUACUAAAGUUUUGAUUAAAGGCCACAAGGAUUAUGUUGAAAAAGUCAAAAAUGAAAUCGAUAAUACAUAUUAUUAUUGA